Messenger RNA from Arabidopsis lyrata subsp. lyrata, 2496 nucleotides. Its product is annotated as probable methyltransferase PMT8. The transcript has 8 exons. The coding region runs from base 452 to 2323 and encodes 623 amino acids. Gene Ontology annotation, molecular function: methyltransferase activity. The record is from RefSeq and is a predicted model, not a curated record. Gene Ontology annotation, cellular component: endosome; cytoplasm; trans-Golgi network. Lineage: Eukaryota; Viridiplantae; Streptophyta; Magnoliopsida; Brassicales; Brassicaceae.
GUUGUGACUCUUCUUGGUCGGUUAGUUUUCGAUUUUUCCUUCUUCUGGGUUUUCAUUCGUUUUCGAUUCGUAUUUUGCUUCCAUCUCAUUCUCUGAGAUAUUCGUUAAUCAAUGAGAGCGUUUUUUUUUUUUUUACUUUUCCUGGGAAAUUGAGUGAGACUUUCAUUAAAAGCUCUCCCGUAAAAUGGAUACUCUACUCUCAGAUCUACUACUACUUCUAUUUAAUUUCAUAAAUAUCCAAUCUUUGACUGUGUACCCAAAAAAAAACAAAACUUGUCGGUGGCCAUUUUAUAACACUUAUGUUACUUACUUGGUUUACACUUAACUUGGUUUCUGACCCAAUAAACACGGAUCUGAAUCUUCCAAAAACUCUUUCUGGGAGAGAGCAUUCUAUUAACAAGACUCUGAAGAGCUCUUUUGGUUGUUUGGUUUGGGAGGAAAUUACGGUUGGAUGAUGAGAGGGAGAUCUGAUGGAGGCCUAAAGAAGCGGCUUAUUGCUUCUGUUUGUGUCGUGGCUUUAUUCGUCUGUUUCUUGUUUAUGUACUAUGGUUCCUCUAGCCAAGGUGCAUCAGCAUUGGAAUAUGGAAGAUCUUUGAGAAAACUCGGAUCUUCUUAUUUGGGUGGAGAUGAUGAUAAUGGUGAUACCAAACAGGAGGAUUCUGUCACCAAUGCAGAAGACAGUCUUGUUGUCGCCAAAAGUUUUCCUGUUUGUGAUGAUCGGUACUCGGAAAUCAUCCCUUGCUUAGACAGGAAUUUCAUCUACCAAAUGAGGUUGAAGCUUGAUCUAUCUCUAAUGGAACAUUAUGAACGGCAUUGCCCUCCUCCCGAAAGACGGUUUAAUUGUUUGAUUCCUCCACCAUCUGGCUACAAGGUUCCUAUUAAGUGGCCUAAGAGUAGAGAUGAAGUGUGGAAAGCCAACAUACCUCACACUCACCUUGCAAAAGAGAAGUCUGAUCAGAAUUGGAUGGUUGAGAAAGGCGAGAAAAUUUCUUUCCCCGGUGGAGGCACUCAUUUCCAUUACGGUGCUGAUAAAUACAUUGCAUCAAUCGCAAAUAUGCUUAAUUUUUCGAACGAUGUACUGAAUGACGAAGGGAGAUUAAGAACGGUUCUUGAUGUCGGAUGCGGAGUUGCAAGUUUUGGAGCUUACCUUCUCGCAUCUGAUAUAAUCACAAUGUCAUUAGCCCCUAAUGAUGUUCACCAGAACCAAAUCCAAUUUGCAUUAGAAAGAGGAAUCCCUGCUUAUCUUGGUGUUUUAGGUACCAAAAGGCUUCCUUACCCGAGCAGAUCAUUCGAGCUAGCUCAUUGUUCUCGAUGUAGGAUCGAUUGGCUUCAAAGAGAUGGACUCCUUCUUCUUGAGCUCGACCGGGUACUAAGACCGGGUGGUUAUUUCGCUUAUUCGUCUCCUGAGGCUUACGCGCAAGAUGAAGAAAAUUUGAAAAUCUGGAAAGAGAUGAGUGCUCUUGUUGAAAGAAUGUGUUGGAGAAUCGCUGUUAAAAGAAACCAAACUGUGGUUUGGCAGAAACCGUUGAGUAAUGACUGUUACUUGGAGAGAGAGCCCGGGACACAGCCUCCUCUCUGUCGCUCAGAUGCUGAUCCUGAUGCGGUUGCAGGUGUGGCAAUGGAAGCUUGCAUCACUCCUUACUCCAAGCAUGACCAUAAAACCAAGGGAAGUGGGUUAGCUCCUUGGCCAGCUAGGUUGACUUCUUCUCCUCCCCGUCUUGCGGAUUUCGGUUAUUCAACCGACAUUUUUGAGAAGGACACGGAACUUUGGAAACAACAAGUGGACAGUUACUGGAAUUUGAUGUCAUCAAAAGUCAAAUCAAACACUGUGAGGAACAUAAUGGACAUGAAAGCUCACAUAGGUUCUUUCGCGGCUGCUCUUAAAGACAAAGAUGUCUGGGUGAUGAACGUUGUCUCUCCCGACGGUCCCAACACUCUAAAACUGAUCUAUGACCGCGGUUUAAUCGGGACAAAUCAUAACUGGUGCGAGGCUUUCUCUACAUAUCCGCGAACAUACGAUCUGUUGCACGCAUGGUCAAUAUUUACAGACAUUAAAAGCAAAGGAUGCAGCGCAGAGGAUCUCUUAAUCGAGAUGGAUCGGAUUCUUAGACCUACAGGAUUCGUUAUCAUCAGAGAUAAGCAAAGUGUAGUUGAAUCAAUCAAGAAGUAUUUGCAGGCUUUGCAUUGGGAGACUGUGGCAUCAGAGAAGGUAAAUACAGGUUCAGAACUCGACCAAGACAGUGAAGAUGGUGAGAACAAUGUGGUUUUCAUUGUCCAGAAGAAACUGUGGCUCACCAGUGAAAGCCUUAGGGACACUGAGUAAAACAUAUGAAAAGCAGAAGAAAAAACAAAGAGAAAGAAAUUGAUUUAUCCCACAAGUUUAUUAUAUAGUUUUACUUUGAUUUUUGUAGUUUGAUUUGUACGACAUAAGCAUGAUUAUAUAAAAUACUAAAAUUAUACAUUGUUUCUUACUUUCUUGAAACAUUCUUUAAUUUU